ACACGUCAAAUAGGAUGAUACUGAAUUUCAUCCAUGCCCAGAUGUUAGAUCCUGAUUGAACAAUGAUAAACUCGUCGAUAAAUAGAUCUAAGUGAAUAGGAAUAACUGAUAUCAUGGUAGAGUGAUCGUGAAGAGUAACACAAUGUUUCGGUUUCUGUUUUGCCUUCUGUUUUUUAACGGUUUAUCCCAUGCCACUGUCUCAGUCGAGGAGAUUUUCGAAGAUGGGAUACCUGAAGAUUGUCUGAAAAUCUACAAGAAGUUGGAUCCUCUUGUCAAAGUGAAGAUGUUCGAUGCCACCUCCAAAUUGAUCACUAACGGUUUGAUGGAUGGGAAUUUUGUGGAUCUAGGAGAUUUCGAUGAGUGUCUUUCCAUAACUGACGAUAAAACCGAUGUCGUUGGAAAAUAUUGCAUGGCCACAGUGGACCUUAAUCAUUUUCUAGCUAAUUUGAAACCAUCCAAGACAGCUUUAACCUCGCUAUUGGUCAAUGAAACUCAAAACAAAAUAGCGAAGUUAACAGAUUCUAAGCUGUAUGGGAGUACGAUGUCUUCAAUGAUGUCAUUGUAUACCACUUUUGCCAGGUUUGGGGUGUGUUUACCAGACGAAUGUAAGGUGGAUAACAUAGCUUUCCUCAAAAUUAACGAGGAGAAAUGUUACACAAAGUACACCAAUGAAGACAUGGAUUUAUUCCCUUUCUUCGUACUGCUGCUUUUAUACGUUAUUAUUUUGAUAGCUGUGGUUUCCACUGUUUACGAUAUAAUACUCCAAAAUGCAUCAAUGAAGCCGAAACAUGAGAUUAUGGUGGCAUUCUCUUUGUACACCAAUGGAAAAAAGCUUCUUUCCACAAAUAGGACCUCCAGAGAACUGAGUUGUUUGUAUGGUAUCAAGGUUUUCAGCAUGAUGUGGGUGGUGCUAGGUCAUAGCUAUCUAAAUAUGUUGACCACCUCGGUCGACAACAUCCUGUACAUCAACGAUUGGAUGGAUAAUCCGAUCAAUAUGGUGGUUGUAUCGGCAACUUUAUCAGUUGAUACAUUCUUCACCAUAGGAGGUCUUCUCACCGUAUACGUCUUCAUGAAUUCAAAACCAAUUGAAACUAGGGAGGCAUUCAAAAAAAUACCCUUCUUGUAUUUACACAGAUACCUGAGGCUUACUCCAGCGUUUGCCAUGAUGGUCCUAAUUUAUGCUUCUGGUCUUAUCAAGUACAUCGGAAAUGGUCCGAAAUGGUACACUCUGGAUUCUACCAUCGAAACUUGCAAGGAAAAUUGGUGGCUGGCCCUGCUUUACGUCCAAAAUUACCUGGAUUACUCAAAAAUGUGUGUGGUCCAAUCUUGGUACCUCUCAGCGGACUUCCAACUAUUCAUCGUCACCCCUUUCCUCUUGAUACCCCUGAAGAAAUAUUCCAAAUACAUCAUGCCAUCCUUGUACGCUGUAGCUGUUGCUGGAAUGAUUGUACCUUUCUUCAUUGGAUACACGAAUAAAUGGACUGGAGUUGGUUUGGGCUCUAUAAGUAACAGUUUCGCUGAUAACUAUUACUUCGUAACGCACGCGAGGUUUGCCCCUUAUUUUAUUGGUAUGAUCGCUGGUUAUUACGUUUACGUUGCCAAGAAAGGGCCCAAAGAGUUGAAACUUCAGAAGCGAUACUUAAUACCCUUAUGGAUCCUAACUUUGGUCGGUAUCAUCGGUUGCAUCUUCGACGGUUACAAGCUGAUAAGAAACACUGACAACCAAUGGACUGACGGCAUAUACAUGGGCUUCAACAGAUCCGCGUGGUCCAUCUCCAUCUCACUCUUGAUAUUCUUGUGUUCCACCAACAAUGGAGGACCCAUCCAGACGUUCCUGUCUUUGCCGUUGUUUCAAGUCGUCUCGAAGCUGACCUACUCGAUGUACCUGGUCCACUACAUAGUCAUCCUCUGCGUCAACGCGGCCUCCAGGACCGAGCUACAUUUUUCGAAUUUCACAAUCACGACCUAUUUCAUCACUUACUUCGUAAUAACCCUCACGAUCUCCGUGUUUUAUAGUCUCAUAUUCGAAUCUCCAAUGAUCACGAUAGAGAGGAUACUCUUCCCAACCGACAAGAGGAAUAAAACAAGCAACGAACUCCCGAAAUGAGGGGAAAUUGAAAAUUUUGAGACUGAUUAUAUUAUAGGUUUUAUACAGGGUGUUAUUCCAUCUCAAACUCUCCCAAAAUUACCUGGGUUUGAGCAAGAAUUAGAUUUUAGUCGUCUUGUCAUCAAUCGGUGAACUCAAAUGUUUAUCAUUUCCCGUAUUGAAUCGAUUAAUGAUAAGAUGAAGAAUGACCCUGUAUAAUGUAGGUUUAAGGUUGAAUUUUGGAUUAAAGAAUUAAAACACUGAGAUAUUUAUGAAUUUUUAUUAAAAAAAAAAUUUUAGGAUUCAGAUGAGAAUACAGAUGACGAUAGAUGGAGUAUAAUGAGACCGAAAUUGUGCAAUAACUUUGUACUUAGAUAUCAUUAUCGAAUAAGCAUAAAUAAGAUCAAGCUUCAAAAAAAACAACCCACUUCACGUUUUCCACAAUCAGGGAAAAAACAAUCACGUACUUUCGAAGAAACAAUAUUUCACUAAAAUAUUACCUAGAAUAUUAUGAAAAUGUCAUUCCUAAUAAUUAAUUGCUAACGGUUUGGUCCAACAAUCCAAUCUGUAAAUUUUGAUAUGACGAUCUGAAUUAUUCACAGACAGUUUUCACCCGCGAAAACUUCCGAUCAGAAUUCGGAGGAUUGGUCCACAAUUGGUCCUAAUCGAGUUGUUCAAGCCAGAAAAAAACCGGAUAAAUACAAGAACGCUAGAGAUGGAAAAUCAAGUUUCGCAAACUCAACGAUUUCAACAGACCGUGAGAGAGGAACGAAGGUUACAGAGAAACAUAGUCAAAGUGAUAAAAAAGUUUCAACAAUCAAAACAAACUUCAAAACAGCCCCGAUCGCAUCGUAUUACAAAAUAUAUAACUAUGGAUAAAACUCCAAAAACUUGAUUUUCCAAGUUUGACACUUAUCUAAUCACAAAAAAGUGACAGAUUACGUUUACUUCCUCGGAAAAUAAACAACGAAGAAAUCACUAAAUCGAUAGCGCAGGUGGAGAUAUGGGAAGUUAAACUGGCACGGCGUGGCGUCUAGGCACUUGAAACGGUCUUAAAACACC
Molecule: messenger RNA, 3148 nt
Organism: Coccinella septempunctata (seven-spotted ladybird)
Lineage: Eukaryota; Metazoa; Arthropoda; Insecta; Coleoptera; Coccinellidae
Product: nose resistant to fluoxetine protein 6-like
Exons: 11
Coding region: 143-2107 (654 amino acids)
Molecular function (GO): acyltransferase activity, transferring groups other than amino-acyl groups
Source: RefSeq, a predicted model, not a curated record